AUGUUAUAAAUCAAUGAUAAUGGUAGGAAUCAAGAUGAAAAAUUUGAACCCUAAUUAAUCACAAAGGAAUUUAGAAUCUAUCUUACCAACAAAAGUGCAAAAAUAACAAAAAGCGACGAGCAUUUAAAAUUUUCAAACAAGUAGGAUGAAUUUCGAAUCAAAAAGCAUUAUUAUUUGUUCAACCAAUAUCUUAUAAAGAAGAAUAAAUUUAUUAAUUUUGAAAAUUGUUAGAUAAGUUAUGAUGAAUCUAAAGCAAACUAAUUACAUGAUUCUUUCAUUUUAAUGUAAAAACAAGGAAAAAAGAUUCUAAUUUAGGGUAAAAUAGAAUCCUUGUUGAAGUGGUUUGAACAUUUAAAGCAUUAUGCUAUUUAAAGAAAUUUCAAAAAAUAAUUUAAAAAAUGUGAAUUACUUGGUAGAGGAUCAUAAGCAAAGGUUUUUAGAAUUUUAAAUAUAAAAACAGGAUAGACAUUCGCAACUAAGUAAUUUGAAAAAAAUAAAUUUUCGGAAUCUUCCUUGGAAAUAUCAAUUCUAAGGUAAUUGGAUCAUGAUGGUAUUACAAGACUAUUUGAAGUAUUUGAAAAUAAAAAGAAGAUCUACAUCAUAUUAGAAUGUUUAAAUGGUGGUGAAUUGUUGGAUUAAAUACGAUCACCAACAUACAAAUAUAACGAAUAAUUUGUCAUGGAUUUUGCAUCAAAUUUAUUAAAAAUCAUAGGCUAUGUUCAUUAAACAGGAAUCAUGCAUAGAGAUUUGAAACCAGAAAAUUUAAUUUUAAAAGAUUCAAAUAAUUAUACAGAUUUUGCAAUUGCUGAUUUUGGAUUGGCUGAAUAUUAUAAAAAUGAAGUUUAAUAUUUGGAAAAAUGUGGUACAAUAGGAUAUAUAGCACCGGAAGUCUUAAGAAAUUAGCCUUACAAUUAAAAGAUUGAUAUUUAUUCAAUAGGAGUUAUUUUAUAUACUUUAUUUACAGGUACUUUACCAUUUGCAGGCAAUUCAACAUAAGAAAUUUAUUAAAAUAAUUUAUAAGCAAAGGUAAAUUAAUUGUAAUUAAAAUAAAUCAAUAUUACUGAGAAGGCAAAGUAAUUUGUCUUUAGUUUAUUGAAUGAGAAUCCUGAGAGGAGACCCACAGCUUAAGAGGCUUUAAGGCAUGAAUGGUUCAAAUUACCUCCAAGUUUAACAAAUAAUUUAAUACUUUCAACGUAGACUAAUUUAUGUGGACAUAAAAAACAUCAGAAGUUUCUGAGCAUAAAAUGUACAUCACCAUUGUGGAAUAAAUCAAAAAUGAAAGACGGUUAGUUUGAAGAUAGCGAUGAUUCUAUAUAUAAUGAGAACUUAUAGGUUGUUAAGGACAGCAUUGUUUUUAAUGAUGAAGAUGAAGCUGAAUUAAUGGAUGAAGAAGAAAAUUAGGUUAAUUAAAUUCACUUUUCUGCCAAACAAUGUGAAAAGUAUUACUUCUCCAACACAAAAAUUAGAUUAUUAAAUGAAAAAAGGGAUUAGGGAUUAUUUUGA
Molecule: messenger RNA, 1503 nt
Organism: Paramecium tetraurelia
Lineage: Eukaryota; Ciliophora; Oligohymenophorea; Peniculida; Parameciidae
Exons: 2
Biological process (GO): protein phosphorylation
Molecular function (GO): ATP binding; protein kinase activity
Source: RefSeq, a predicted model, not a curated record